Molecule: messenger RNA, 4448 nt
Organism: Anopheles nili
Lineage: Eukaryota; Metazoa; Arthropoda; Insecta; Diptera; Culicidae
Gene: IntS6
Product: integrator complex subunit 6
Exons: 1
Coding region: 1-4410 (1469 amino acids)
Biological process (GO): snRNA 3'-end processing
Cellular component (GO): integrator complex
Source: RefSeq, a predicted model, not a curated record
AUGACGAUCAUAGUUUUCCUAGUGGAUACCUCGGCGUCAAUGUGCCAGCGUUCUCUGGUGAAUGGCGUGCAGAAAACUUAUCUCGAUAUUGCCAAAGGUGCAGUAGAAACGUUCUUAAAGUUUCGCCAACGAUCGCAGGAUUGCAUGGGCGAUCGCUACAUGCUGUUGACAUUCGAAGAUCCGCCUAACAACGUGAAAGCGGGCUGGAAGGAAAAUCAUGCGACGUUCAUGAACGAGUUGAAGAAUCUACAAAGCAACGGGCUUACCUCAAUGGGAGAGGCAUUGAAGAAUGCGUUUGAUUUGCUCAACCUCAACCGCAUGCAAUCUGGCAUCGACACGUACGGACAAGGACGAUGUCCUUUUUAUCUGGAACCAUCGGUUAUCAUCGUUCUCACGGAUGGCGGCAAGUACGCCUUCCGGAAUGGAGUGCAUCAGGAGAUAAUUUUACCUCUGCAUGCACAAAUGCCGGGCACGAAGCUAACGAAGGAACCGUUUCGGUGGGACCAAAGAUUGUUCUCCUUGGUGCUUCGAAUGCCAGGGAACCGCGUGGAGGAGCGAGCCGAUGGGAAAGUGCCGUGUGACGAUUCGAUGAUCGAAAAGAUGUGCGAGGUAACGGGCGGCCGUUCGUACAAAAUUAAAUCCCACUACGUGCUCAAUCAAUGUAUCGAAAGCUUGGUGCAGAAGGUUCAACCUGGUGUGGUGAUUCACUUCGAUCAACUUAUCACAAACAACGGCGAUAGCAGCACAGCGGACAUUCAGUUUCAAGCCACCAAGCGCAUGAUUUACGUGCCCAAGCAACACCCUUCACAGAAAACGUUCCCCGUAGGCUACUGGCCGAUACCGGAACCGUAUUGGCCGGAUCCUAAACUGACCAACUUGCCACCCAGGGAUGCGCAUCCGAAAAUUAAAGUAAUUUCUCCGUGUUGCGACGAGCCACAGGUGCUGCGUAACUUUCCUAUAGAUAAGUAUGAACUGGAAGCUAGCCCGCUGACGCUGCAAUUAUUGUCGAAAAAGGAGUCCAAUAAGGUGUGGCCGCUGAUCGUCUCCACUGGCAUGCAGGGCGAGAUGCCCUUCGGAUAUCUCAAGCCAAACAGCACACUGCCGAUUGUGCAUCUUUACGUAUUGCCGUACAACUAUCAGAUGCUACUACCGUUGAUUAACGAUCUGUUUCACAAAUUCAAUCUAAACCCCCCGAACGAUUGGGUGUACAAAUUCACGAACUACGUAAAAACGAUACCACAAUACUAUUGCCCGUUUCUGCGUCGAGCACUCGCCACAAUGCCGAACGUGCCCUAUCAGCUCGUGCAGUACAUAUUACCGGAGAACUUGGACAGCUACCUCUGUCCGGCGGUGGCAAAUUACCUGAAGCAAAUGAAGAACACGGCUAAGCAGGACCAGGAAAACCUGUGCCUGCGGGUGCUGAAGCAGUUGAAGCAACCAAAACCGGCCUACCAUCAACUAGAAACUGUGAAGCUUAGCGCAAGUCAGCAGAUAAAGCGUGACAUCGUAACGCAUCCGAUGCUGAAGGAUGCGUUCAAUAAGAUGCACAUGGAGAUAGCUAAUUUUGAUAGUUACACGAUCGUCAUUCCGUCAAUCAUACAGACGGCGGCGACGAAAAAUUACCGCAAUCCAUACGACAUUCCCCGGCGCGACCUGAUCGACGAGAUAGCACGAAUGCGAGAGAACUUCUUCCAUCUGCCGACGAGUGCGAUCAGCGUGUUCACGAAGGACUCUGGCCACUGUCUGCCCAUCUCGGAUAUGGGCAACUAUCAGGAGUAUUUGAAGAACAAGGAAACCCCGCUGCGCGAGCUUGAGCCGACGAACGUGCGCCAGCACAUGUUCGGUAAUCCGUACAAGAAGGAUAAGAACAUGGUCAUGGUUGACGAGGCGGAUCUCAACGAUAUGGCGCCGAUGAAGCCAGGACCGCACCUGACAAGCCACAUGAAGAAGAGUCUGGAACAGAAUACGGUGUCGCGGUUGAGUCGUAAGCGGAAAGCUGGUCCUAUUCGCAAAGAUUACGUCUUCAAGAGGUCGGCACUGGAUCUAGGUAGCACAUCGUCGGGAUCGCUGUCCGGUGAGGAUGUAAAUAUGGCGGACCUGCUGAGCGACGAUGAUAGUUCAUCGGAAUAUAGUAACAGUAGUGACACCGAGGACGAUAGCGAAGGGUGUCUGGUGAUGGCGCUUGAUUCAACAGAAGAAGUGAUGGAGGCAAAAAUGUUAGGUAACUCAGAGGACAUGUUAAAUAGUGUACAAGUCUUUCUAGCAAAAGAGGACCCGUUGGAGGUGCAAUGUGUUAGUUCGCUUGAGGCAACCCGGCUGCACGAAGGCGUUAGUGCGAGCAGUCCUAGCAAGACCGACAGUAAGGUGUCAUCAAGUGACGGUGCACAUCAAACUCCGGUGAGUCGGACUCAACCUAGCCUACAAAUUAGCGCUCCACAAUCGGACGAAGACUCAGCGGCCGGUGCGGACCAGUUGAGUGUAGUACGCCGCCCGCAAUCACCUGAUUCUCCUGGAAGCAGUAGUUCGAAUACGCCUGUCGAAGAUACUCAGAAGGAGCAGCAACGAGCGGACGAAGACUCAGCGAAUUCGGAGAAGAAGCCAUUAGUCGAACAAGCAGCUUUAUCGUCGAUUAACUCGGAUGUGAGCACUGCGGACUCCGACGUGGCAUCGUCGCGAAAACCACAUGGGCAAGACCAAACAACGAAUGCAAAGAAAAAUUCUCAACAGCAGCAGCAGCAGCAGUCUGGGGAAACCGGUACAGUCGAGACGGUGAAGAAAACAACAGUUGUAGAUCAAAAUAUUGCUUCAACAGAACCUACUGAGCCUCCUUUGCAGUCUGUUAGGCAGCCGUACGUAGAGCAACAGCAAUCUCUGCCACGACACGAACAACAGGAAGGUGAGCAGAAUCGUUUGCUAGCUUCAACGGCGGACACAAUGGAGAUGCCACAGCGUCCGGAACAGAACGAUCACCAAUCCGACCAAACGUCAGAACAGCCAAACCUAGUGCUCGCAACAUCAGAAAGCCCUGCCGUAUCUACGAUUGAAUCCUGUAAAGAUCAGGUAUCACAGAAAGACGAUGAUCCGGCAUCUCCGGUUCGCACUGAUGAGACGCCGGUGGAUCUAGAAAAAUCGGAACACUGCAACGACGAAACGCCUGAACCGAGUGUACAAGAAUUGGAGCAAGAUGAGGCAAAGCUAGCAAGGCUUCUGAAGCAACCGGAGCAUUCCGUGGUCUCGAUUUCGUUGAUUCGGGACGUAGGAUCAGAUCAACCGGUGCAGCUAGACCUUCAGCUAAAUUGGCAAUCCCAAACGGAGAAAAGUCCUAAUGCUACGGAGGUGAAGCAAACAGAGCCCCCAAUCGAUGCCAUGGAAGCCACCAAGAAGUCCACCGAACCGAAUCCCGAGCUUGCACUGGAAGUCCAAACCCCACAGCAAUUAAUAUCUAAGGAAUCUACGCUUACGCCACGGCAGCACCACGAGCAGCAGCUUGAACCACAGCAUGAGCCGAUACAGAGUGAUCAGCCAGCAGAACAAAAGCACCCUGAAACUCAGAACGAUCAACAGCAGCACGAUGCUCAUCCACAAAAGCCAACGCUUCGGCAUCAACCGGUGCCACAGUGGUCACUCGCAUCCUCCACCGGUCUCGAUGACUCGAACGACCUGACGGAUGUGUUGAAAAUUUCCAACAUUCUGAAAACCUGCCACAAUGGUGGGGACAAUGAUAGGGAGAAGGACACCCAUACCGAGGACAGUCCCUGCGACAGGCCCGCCGACCACGAUGGUACAAAAUCUCGACCGGAAACCGAAGCGGUGAUGAUGAACGGCAUAUCGGGUCCGAUCAUGAACGGAGGUGACAACACGAUACAGCCCACGCUCAACUGGGACUACAACUUUGCGCUCUACUCGUGCGUGGAGGAUGAACAGGAGCUGGAACAGAUCGAGGAGAUGAACCUAAAGACACGCUCGGUGGUAUUCCGGGACAUUCGCCGGCCCGGACGCGACUACACGCAGCUGAUCAAGCACCUGGAACUUGUGCAGGGUAGCCGAUCGACGCAGAAGAAUUUCAUUGACAUGUGCAUGCAUGAGGCUAGACGUUUUCGAAGGCAUCGCAUGGCGGAUUGCAUUCAACAGUGGUGGGAGCAUCAUAUCGGGCUUUCGAGUGGUAUGAAGUCAUCGUCACUUAAACUGGACGGUACCAGUGCGUACUACAGCUAUGACAGCAAUGACAUGGAGGAUGAGCAGGAUAACGUGCUGGGAUCGAAUAAUUUGUACUUUGUUAACGACACCGGCGCGUCCGUGUACGGCAGUGAAGUGUUCCGAAGCACGACACCUCCCAGCGCCAUGUAUAUGAAUAACAGCAUUAGCAUGUUAUACGGGACCGACUUUAGUCACAAUAAUCAUCAUUUCUAGAAAAAUCUGGAAAAGUUUCGAAUUGUAUAAUUUUUUUU